AUGGGGUUCCGCAAGCAGUUUACUCUGGCUGUGGCGGGCAGCUUUGUUCUUCUCCAAAUUCUGUUCCUCGCCAAUAUGUCCUAUCUCUAUGCGACGCAGUUCCGCAGCUCAACUCGCUUCCACAACAUGAAGAUUUUAUAUGUGGACUAUGACGGCGGUGUCGUGGGCCAGUCCGUGCUCGAUGCAUACGCCACCCUUCGAGGCGACAGUUUCCCUACGCUGCAACGCUCCGACGUCAAAACGUUUCCGACGCCUCGCGAGGUAAGAGCGGCGGUCUGCAGCGGAGAUUACUGGGGCGCCGUGUAUGCCAAUUCACAGGCGUCGACGAACCUAACCUCGGCCUUGGAAGGGGGCCCAGGCCCGUACGACAGUGCGAACGCGCUCACCUACGUCUGGAAUGGGGCCCGGUAUCCCGCCAUGUCGAUGAGUGCCGUCUACUCCAGCCUACAAACGCUGUUCGCCGUCACCCGCUCGAUGUACUACGCAAAGAAUGCCUCGGACGUGCUUCCCUUUGCCAACCUGACGAGUCCGACUGCGUUGCAAGCCUUCCUAGACCCGAUCCAGGCCACGGAGAUCAAUCUCAAAGUGACCGAGCAAGGGACGCGAGUGCUCUACAAUACGGUGUCCUUUGUCAUGCCCGUCAUUCAGCAGUUUUUCUUCAUGAUGGCCCUGAAUGGCAUCUCCGCCCAGUUCAAGAUCUUGACCAAGCUGGACUGGCACGCCAACGGGUUGCUACGCAUGUGUAUUUCAGCCGCAUACACCUUCGUUGGGGCCCUGUUCAUGGUCGCCUACAUCUGGUCCUUCCGGGAGUCCUGGGAGGUGAAUGGAAACCAGUUCGCCCUGUCGUGGAUGGCUAUCUGGCUCUACAUGCAUAUCAACUUCCUCAUCAUGGACAUCCUCACCACCUUCGUCCCCAUGCAAUUCAUGCCUUUCUGCGUCCUCACCUGGGCCAUCGUGAACGUGGCCAGUACCAUCAGCCCCUUCGAACUGAGCCCGGGAUUCUUCCGCUGGGGAUACGUCCUCCCCGCACACGAGACCUACCAGGUCCUCAUCCAAAUCUGGAGUAACGGCUGUGAUGAUCAAUUGUACCGCGCCCUCCCCGUCAUGUUCUCCUGGUGGGUUGUGGCCUUGGGCACCGCCAUCUUCUCCGUCCGUCGCCGAUGCAACGCGGCCGUGGCGGCGGAACGCGCCGCCCUGCAACCGGCAUCCAGACGGGCCUCCAAGGAAUCCGAGUUAUCGGCUCCAAGCAAGCUUGACGGGGAGGCAGGGCGGCAGCCCGGGACUCGCAAUUCCAGCGUCGAUCAGAUCUUGCCGCAGCGCCGGCGCGACACGGCCGAAUCGAUUCGUUUGGAGCAGCUGGCCUACGGUCCCAGCUUUCCAACGGCCCUAGGCCGAGAAAAUCACCCAUAA
Aspergillus melleus is the source of this 1410-nucleotide messenger RNA. Its product is annotated as SNG1 family protein. The coding region runs from base 1 to 1410 and encodes 469 amino acids. Gene Ontology annotation, cellular component: membrane. The transcript has a single exon. The record is from RefSeq and is a predicted model, not a curated record. NCBI's taxonomy places the organism in Eukaryota, Fungi, Ascomycota, Eurotiomycetes, Eurotiales, Aspergillaceae.